This is a messenger RNA of Pseudomyrmex gracilis, 2858 nucleotides long. Its product is annotated as protein lifeguard 1-like. The record is from RefSeq and is a predicted model, not a curated record. NCBI's taxonomy places the organism in Eukaryota, Metazoa, Arthropoda, Insecta, Hymenoptera, Formicidae. The transcript is spliced from 7 exons. Gene Ontology annotation, cellular component: membrane. Bases 1640 to 2560 code for a protein of 306 amino acids.
AAUAUUGAAUUCCCACUGUAUAGUCUUUUCUAAAUGCUCCGUUUGAUGCAAACGGAGCAAAGUUUAGUCGCAAAGAGAGUUACCAUUGUAAUAAUAUCGAUAUAAGAGAAUUAACUUACUGUGAGUCUUAUCAAGUCAUAAUUUAUUGAUCGAAACAAUCUUAAACAACAACCGAAGUGAUAAUUUUAACGUUAAGUGAAAACAGGUUUCAUUUUCUGAUUCGUUCGAUAUCUAAUAGUGCAGAAGAUUAUUUCUGUGCUCUUGUAUUUACACAUUUUUUUUUUUUUUUUUUUAACGUAACUCGCAUUAAUCAAACACUCUGCCUCACAACUGUUAUUUUGUAUAAUUUAGAACAAUUUUACGUAUUGCAUACGUACAUUUUUUGCGAAUCGUUCAUCGCAUCGAGAGUAUCAUGUUCGCUACUUAACGUGGUUGCUAAUCCGUACGCUUAAUUAUCCUCCCCUUUCCCCGCGACGUUUGAUGACGUUGUUUAGAGGAUUUCUAUCUCGAAUGUUGCUCGCGCAUCGAAAGUACACGCAUAUAUUGUUACGAUGUAAUAAAAUUCUAUUACUUAAGCUUUAACAUUUGAACGUGUGCACCAGUGAUCACUUCUACCUCGUUUUAUCAAUGUGCGACACGUUAGUUCAAUAUAUUAUAUAUAAUAAAGUUACAUAUAAAAUAAAAUUUAUAUAUAUAUAUAUAUUGAACAGAGAGAUAAUUGCGUAUAUAUAAAACGCGUAUACGUAAUAAUUAAUCGGUACUUCACUUAAGAUCUCUCAGAAGGAAAGACAUGUAGAGAUUUCUCGAUCACAAAAAAAAGCGAAGUAAUACGAAACUUGUGCAAUUAACAAUAUUAAUGUUUCGUGACCCGGCAGUCAUUUUUGUCGCGCGUAUGCGAAAAAAAAAAAACACCAAUGAGCUUAGCCGUUUUAGCUGUGUUUUCUCGGUCCUUUUUAAAAUCAAUGUAAUUUAACAUCGUGUGUAUAUUGAUUUGUAGUCAUAGGUGACAUCGAAGUGCUUUAUUUUAUAAUAUUAUCCAAAAACGCAACAAAUUCCAAUAUUUGUACAAUUUUAAACGACUAAGCGCACUGUAACGAACGAUAUUAAAAAGUCUUUUUAUUUUGCUAUAUAUUUAAAUAGAUAUUUUUAUUACAAUAUAUACAGUAUAUAUAUAUAUAUAUUAUACGCGAGUGUAAUCGUGAAGUGUUUAUUGCGGUAAGUCCGAACACUCUCGGUAAAAUACAUUUCAAAUCGAGAGAAAACGAAUAAACAGCAAAACAAAAUAAUAAUUGUCGCUUAAUUUUACAAGAGAAAAUAGAAUAUAGAAUAUAGAACAUAUGUUAUCGUAUAAUACAAGUUUUUGUGCUUCCAUAACACUUGGUUUAACAAAUUAUCUUAACUUCGCUUUAAUUCCGUAAACAAAUCAUCAGAAUUAAUUAUUUACAUACGUGCUCUUUUUUUUUUUAAACGCGUGUAUGUUUUAUUAUAAUUCUUUCAUUUGUUUUUAAACGUAGCUGCGUUGCAACAGAUUUUGCAUGUGUUCAUUUGCAUACACGAAUAUGUUGGUUAAGCGUCGCUCAACGAGAAAAUCGAAAAAAGUGUGAAACUCGAUAAACUUUAACAAAAAAAAGCUUGUCCAAUGCGGUCCAACGAUAUCGAGGAUCCGUAUCAACAGGUUCCGCAUCACAUCCCGGGACCUCCGCAGCUACCACCGUUGGUCAAGGGGCAAAAGAUCAAGAGCGGACCGUACACUGUCACGGUAACCGACGAGAUGGUGGCGCAAAGAGAGAAACAGAAUCUGGAGCUCUAUAAGGCGUGGGUGCGUGAGCAGCGCAGGUUGCAAAUGUUGCCAGAAGAUGAUGCCAAUGAGUACAUGGGCGAUUUCAAGGAAGCGGCGGUCAGAAGGAUCUUCAUUCGCAAAGUCUUCUGUCUGGUCACGCUACAGAUGAUAUUCACCGCCGCUGUCAUAGCCGUCUUCCUGUUCGUAGAUGAAGCGCGACUGUUCAUGAUGAUGCACUCGUAUCUGUGGAUCAUUGCCAUGAUAUUGUUCAUAGUGUCGCUUUGCACCAUGGCCUGUUCGGAGCACGCUCGCCGAACUCCACCGUACAAUUACAUCUGCCUAAUCCUACUGACAGUGGGAAUGUCUUAUCUAGCCGCCUUUGUAUCCACAAUUUAUAGCAUCGAGGUGAUCCUCAUUGUUAUGGGCAUGACCGCCGCUGUCACAACGAUAAUAGUUUUCGUAGCGACGUUCUCGAAGUUCGACUUAACAAUGAGACCGGGCUUGAUGCUGAUAGUCGGAUUGGUCGCGAUUGUGGCCAUCUUUACAGUAUUAAUAAUUCUGUUGUUCACUCACAUAAUGGUCUUGCGUCUUGUAAUCGCCAUCAUCGGUACACUACUCUUGUGCUUGUACUUGUACUUUGACACGCAGACAAUCAUGGGUGGACGGAAGAUAGAAUUGAAUCCUGACGAGGUUGUUUUCGCGGCCACGCAUCUUUACAUUGAUAUCGUACUGUUGUAUCAAUACUUAUUGAUGUUCAUGGGAUUCUUCCACGAGGGAUAACACAACUGGAUACGUUUAUACAUUAAUGUACGCAUAUAUUUUACAUUUUACAUUUGGAGGAACGCAUGUAUAUAUUACUAUAUAAAAAUAUAAAUUUUAUUUUUAUACAUUUUUCUAUAUAUAUAGUUUUUUGUAAAGAAAAUAUUUCGUCACUUCCUACGUUAUAAUAUCCCGUAACUCCAAAACACAAAUUUUAGAGAGCAGUUUAAAAGUUUCAAACUUCAUAUAGUUUCUCUAGUUAAGGGGAUCUUUCGGUUUUAAAUUUUUACCUUGCUUAUGAAUAUUUUUUUUUUUUUUU